Molecule: messenger RNA, 2859 nt
Organism: Zymoseptoria tritici IPO323
Lineage: Eukaryota; Fungi; Ascomycota; Dothideomycetes; Mycosphaerellales; Mycosphaerellaceae
Exons: 2
Coding region: 1-2805 (934 amino acids)
Biological process (GO): mismatch repair; nucleotide-excision repair
Cellular component (GO): XPC complex; nucleus; nucleotide-excision repair factor 2 complex
Molecular function (GO): single-stranded DNA binding; damaged DNA binding
Source: RefSeq, a predicted model, not a curated record
AUGGCCCCGAGUAGAGGGAAAGGCAGAGAUCGGCCCAAAGCUGUUCCGCCUCGACGAUCCGCGCGCUCCCGUGGAGGUCAUAACGACAUUCCCGAUGUGUUCCAGUCCAUGCUGGCCGAGGCUGACGUUGAGAGCUUCCCAGACGACGUCAGUCCGCCCACGAAGAGACGAAGGAUCGCGCAGGAGAAGAGUCCCAAGCAAGCGCCGAAGACCGCAAAGAACGAGGUCGUGAGCAAGCCCAGGAGUGAAGCAAGCCAUGCCAAGCACCCGCAGACUGUCGAGGAUUCCUCCGAAUCUGAGGUCAGUGACUUUCAGUUCGAAGAUGUCGACCUCAGCCAGGCAGAGAAGUACUCCAGCUCUUCCGAAGCAGACGGCAUCGAAGACCUCGCCAUCUCCAUCAAGCCAGAGGACAUCUCAAAGCGAUCGCGCCAAACGAACCGGAGGAAGCCUGCGACAUUUGCUGAAAAAGCUCAGCGACUGAUAGUUCACAAGCUACACGUCCUUUGUCUUCUAGGACACAUCAAAUAUCUCAACGCAUGGUGCAACAACGCCGUCGUACAACGUCAUCUACGUCCUCUACUCACUUCCAAGACCAUAUCAUACCUGAACCCUAAGGCGGAAUUCUCUCAAUUCCAGCGCAACAGAUCAUUCGUGGACGGACUUCAGCAGGCCAUUGAUUCUUUCACAGCAGAAUUUCGGGUGACUGCUCAAGGACUCAGCAAGUCACAUUGGAUUGUGGAAGAAGAUGCUGAUAUCGUGGGGGAAUAUGCCGAGCCCAUGGACAGAUCUGAUUUCAUACGAGCUGCCAAAGCUAUGGAGGGUUCUCAAGACACCGGCAAUCAGCUCUUCUGUGCUUUGCUUCGUGCGGUCGGAGUUCAAACUCGACUAGUCUGCUCGCUCCAGCCACUGCCUUUCGGCAGUGUACCCAAAGGUGCGACGCCACGAAAACCCGUCAGGCAGCGAGUGUUUGCGACGGCAUCGAACACCGAUCAGUCUGCUAGCGAUCCCGAAGAUAUUGCCGUGAAAGGGUCUGGAAGCAGAGGCAAGAUCCCAUCUGUGCGGAGGCGGCUGGGAAGGCCUGCGUUUGCUUCAAAGUCGGACGCAGCGCCAGUGACAAAACGGGAGAAGCCGGUGCAGAAGCUUUCAUACCCAGUAUACUGGGUUGAAGCAUUCAACAAGGCGCAGCAGAAGUGGCUACCCGUGGAUCCAAUCGUCACUCACACCGUCAACAAAGCCUUCAAGCUGGAACCACCAUCUUCCUACGACUUGAACCAACUUACGUACGCCAUUGCUGUUGAAGAUACCGGCGUUGCUCGCGAUGUGACGAAACGCUAUGCCAAGGCAUACAAUGCAAAGACUCGCCGAUUUCGAGUGGAGUCGUCGCAUGAAGGCGCAAAGUGGUUCAAAAAGGCUAUGCGCAUCUUUCGCCGACGGGGUGGACUGCUCGAUAGAGAUCAGGUCGAGGAUGCCGAGUUAGCACAGAAGGAGGCCCGCGAAGGUAUGCCUGCCAAUGUACUGGAUUUCAAGGACCAUCCAUACUACGCUCUGGAACGACACUUGAAACGCAACGAGGUGAUCUAUCCCAUGCGCGAGGUUGGGAAAGUGAACGCUGGAACUGCUGCAAAGCCGAGAAUGGAGUCCGUGUAUCGAAGACAAGAUCUGCUGAGUUGCAAGAGCGCUGACAAAUGGUACCGCUGUGGUCGGGAAGUCAAAGAAGGCGAGCAGCCUCUGAAGCAUGUUGCUGCACGGUCCAGACGACAACGCUCAGUCGACAUUGAUGAUCUUAAUGGCGACGGACCUGCGAGUACUACAGCUCUCUACGCGCCGCAUCAAACGCAGCUGUAUGUUCCACCGCCUGUCGAAAGAGGCAGAGUACCGAGGAAUGCGUAUGGAAACCUCGACAUAUACGUCCCAUCCAUGGUACCGUAUGGAGGCGCACACGUUCGCCAUCGCUUGGCCAAAGACGCCGCUCGGCUGCUCAAGGUAGACUAUGCUGAGGCUGUGACCGGAUUCCAAUUCAAGGGUCGCCAUGGCACAGCCAUCGUGGAAGGCAUCAUCGUGGCUCAGCAGUUCGCCGAUGCUGUGCAGGCAGUAAUUGAUGGCUUCGAGGAUGCUCAAGUAGAAGAGGAGUCUCGUGCGCGCAGUCUGAUGGCUUUGCAGCAGUGGAAACGCUUCUUGGUGGGUCUGCGGAUUGCAGAGCGAGUCAGUGCGUACGGUGAUGGGAAGAAUGAUGACGAGGAAGAGCUUGACGAUGUCAACGUUGAUGGGGAUUUAGGUGGUGGUUUCCUACCCGACGCGGCCGGUUCUACGCACGAGGAUGAAACCGCUUCUGCGGACCAUACUGGACCCGUAGAAGACGAGGACGGGCAACGCGGUGGGUUCAUUAUUGACGGCAACGACGAGCAGAGAUCAACCGGCGGUUUCCUUCCGGAUGCCGACGUGGGCAAUCAGAAGAGCUCGCACUCGACCAAUGCGAAUUUUGACCACGCGUUUGAGGAUGGUCAGGGCGGGGGAUUUAUUGUAGAAGAAGACGCCGACGCUGACGGUAUCAACGACAAUGGUGUGUCCGAGACCUUGGGAGGUCUCUCAUCCGCGGGUUCCUCACGCAUAGCGCCUCCAGCCAGCAGUUCACGGCCAGCGGAGAAGAGACAUGGUGCUCAAGUCGCUCUGAACGGCAGGAACAAUGACGAAGCUAUGGAUGAAAAUGCCAAUGAGGCAGCAGCCAGUCGCAGCGACGCAGACUCUCUGCCAUCUCGUGAUUCCGAAGACGACGAACUUGAGCCUGACUGGUUGGAAAGCGACUGACAUGUGAUAGUAGCAACAAAACACGCCUAUUGGACUACUGAACUAUUCACCUUG